Echinococcus granulosus is the source of this 189-nucleotide messenger RNA. RefSeq lists its product as hypothetical. Bases 1 to 189 code for a protein of 62 amino acids. The transcript is spliced from 3 exons. The record is from RefSeq and is a predicted model, not a curated record. Lineage: Eukaryota; Metazoa; Platyhelminthes; Cestoda; Cyclophyllidea; Taeniidae.
AUGGCUUUAUCCUCAGAGGCUCAGAAGUUAGCCAAGCACCAACAUUCCUGGUGGCAACCGCAUCGUCAAUUCCAACUUUAUGAAGGUGGCGGUGGUGGUGGUGGUGGUGGUGGUGGUGGUGGUGUGGCUAUACCACCAAUGGACCUUGAUGGGCGGCUUGUCGCAAAGUUCUCUGUAAAUCUAUCUUAG